UCGGCCCUGGCUCCUUGCUCCGCAUAAGCAGUCAACAGCUCUUACAGGAUUUGCAUACCUUGGCUCCGCUAACCUCUUGAUUGGUGAAAGGCGGAUCUGCUUACCAGGGGGACGACGAUAAUGCAAACCAUCGCAUGUAACCCCAUGUGAGGGGAAGCUGGACUCUCUCGAUGCAUUCAGGAGCUUCCAUCGCCUAAGGGCCCGGCUCUUACUCCUGUCAUAUAUUCGAUCCGUGGUAAAGCUUCGAGAACACACAGCCAUGGAGGCCUUCGCCCCACACAAGCCCGUAUUUUCCUCCCGCUACCAGAGCUUUUCAACGCAUCGUAUUGUUCUAGGAACGGGUUUGUAACCUUUCGGCCCUUCCCCACCUCGGUUUUGAUUGGCACCGCAUGGGGUUCUUGAUUAUUUGCUGAGCUGUCUCUCCGUCGGCCUGAACAGUAUGGAGGGUGCCCAUUGUUUAAAAAGGUUUCACUCCCCCUUUAGGAGAGAAACCUUCUUCGCUUGUGAUCCGGUUGCCGUGGUCCUCCUGGAGCAGCCUUCGUAGAGAAGUUAAUCCUUCUCCCUACUCAUCAUUCAUCAUGGUCGCCCUCAAUUUUCGUGCCAUUGGCGCUUUGCUCAGCUUGCCCUUUUUGGUCAAUGGCGCCCCGACCUCCCAUCUUUCGCAAUCCUUUCAGGUUGUCGAGCAUCUCGAUCGAAUUCCUGAGACAUGGCAGCGAGGCGAGCCUCCGUCCCCCAACGCUCUCCUCCGAUUGCACCUAGCGAUGCAGAAUGACGUAUUAGACCAGUUUGAGCAACGCGUUCUCGAUAUUUCCACGCCUGGAAACGAACAUUAUGGCGAGCAUAUGACCCGUGAUGAGGUGCAGGCAUUCUUGCAGCCACCGUCCUACACCUCUGAUGCAGUGCUUGCGUGGUUGCUCGAAGGGGGUGUUUCUGAGAAGUCCAUCCAAUUGGACAGUGACUGGCUUCACUUUACUAUUCCCGUUAAGAAGGCCGAGGAACUAUUCAACACCCAAUUCUACUACUACCACAACAAGGUCAACAAGGCCCGGGUCUUGCGGACGUUGGAAUACUCUGUUCCAAAAAUUAUCGCUCCAUAUGUCCACAUGAUCCAGCCGACGACAAAAUUCAGCGAACCUCGACCUCAGUUCAACAGUGUUUUUGAACAACAUGGCCUCCCUAGAGUGCGAAAUGCACGCGUGGAUUGCAAUAGAACGAUUACUCCAGACUGUCUCCGAGACUUAUACAAGCUCGGAGACUUCCGUGCCAAAGUUGACUCACGAAACAAACUUGGUAUCUCGGGAUAUCUUGAACAGUUUGCCAGAUACGACGACUUUGCCCGCUUCUUGGAGCUUUACGCUCCACAAUUGAAGGGCACAACUUUCGAUGUGGUGUCCAUCAAUGGGGGUCGUAACGACCAGAAUUCUUCUUUGAACAGCAUAGAGGCCAGCUUGGACGUUGACUACGCCAUUGGUCUCUCUGGCGCUAAAUCGGUGUAUUACACCACUGCUGGGCGUGGACCACUCAUCCCUGACUUGGAUCAGCCACACGCCAACGAGAGUUCGAACGAGCCUUACUUGGACCAGCUUCAUUAUUUGUUGUCGCUGCCUGACGACCAACUCCCAUCGGUGCUUUCCACAUCCUACGGAGAAAACGAGCAAAGCGUGCCGAAGAAAUACACUGAUAUGACAUGUAACCUCUUUGCCCGUCUCGGAGCCCGAGGUGUGUCAGUAAUAUUCAGCAGUGGUGAUACCGGUGUGGGCUCCGCUUGCCAGACAAAUGACGGAAAGAACACAACUCGAUUCCUACCCGUGUUCCCUGCCGCUUGUCCGUUCGUGACUUCGGUCGGUGCCACACACAACAUCAACCCAGAGAGGGCGAUCUUCUUCUCGUCUGGAGGAUUCUCCGACAGGUAUCGACGCCCGUGGUACCAAGAACAUGCAGUGGGACAUUAUCUCCGCCGACUUGGCAGUCGCUGGGAGGGCCUAUAUAACCCAGCCGGCCGUGGAUUCCCAGACGUGGCGGCUCAGGGACUCAACUUCUCGGUGGUGGACCAUGACAGAGUCAUCGGGGUAUCUGGAACAAGUGCCUCUGCGCCGGUCUUCGCCGCCAUUGUCGCCAACCUCAACUCAAUUCGGCAGGCGAAGGGCAAACCUGUGCUUGGCUUCCUCAACCCCUUCCUCUACACAGUCGGGCGCUUUGGCUUCACGGAUAUCGUGCAUGGAGGCUCCACUGGAUGCACAGGCAAGGACAUGUACAGUGGCCUGCCAACGCCGUUCGUGCCUUUUGCUAGCUGGAAUGCCACAAAGGGCUGGGAUCCAGUCACUGGGCUGGGAACACCUAACUUUGAGGUGCUCAAGAAGCUGGUUACCAUCUUCUAAAGAUGGAAUUCCUUUCGAUCCUGCAUUGAAGCAAUUAAUUGGGUGGUAGGAGCUGUUGCUAUGUAUACAUCAGCCCUGAUAUCACCAUUCAUAAUGCUCCUGUCAAAUUCAGUGGUUUUGCACACGUAUAUACUCCGUACAUAGUUUGGUAGAUCAACAAAUAUAACGAAUAUUAUCACGAGAA
This is a messenger RNA of Coccidioides immitis RS, 2562 nucleotides long. RefSeq names its product tripeptidyl peptidase SED3. Lineage: Eukaryota; Fungi; Ascomycota; Eurotiomycetes; Onygenales; Onygenaceae. The transcript is spliced from 2 exons. Gene Ontology annotation, biological process: proteolysis. Bases 579 to 2378 code for a protein of 599 amino acids. Gene Ontology annotation, molecular function: serine-type endopeptidase activity; tripeptidyl-peptidase activity. The record is from RefSeq and is a predicted model, not a curated record.